CUCAAACACCGGUUUGCAGUGCUCUCCACAAACGAGAACUGUCGACGCAUGCGCUGUUUCGUGUAAAUUUCAGCGUAUGUGACUCCAGUCUGAAGUGCCUGACCGGACAGUGCGUAAUUUUAUUUUUGACGGCUAGAGCUGUUUCUCCCAUCGCGCUCUUUCUAUUUCGCCUGCGUUUAAUUGCGCGCCCUGGCGUAGACGUCAGGAGCGCGCACGCUGAGACGGCGCUCCGUCAUAACUUUUCAGCCUUUACGUCAACGCUGCUGUCAGUAACCCGUGCUUUCCGGUGUUAUGGCCGCUUGCAGUGAAGGGGACAGUAAUGUGUGGUAAUGGUGAAUGAAGCGGUGGUUUUAGGCAGGGGUGUUUGGUAUGGCGGUGACACAGCUGCUUCGGCUUGUUACCUGUCGUUCGACAGCUCGUGCAACCCUUUGCGCGCAGAGGAAGUACAGCAAGGUGAAUGCAUCUCCAGCCUUAUCUGAACGACUGCAGAUCUUUGAGGCUCUCAGGGAAAAACGUGAAAAUGGGAAGCGUUUUGAAGCGACAGAAAUGCCCCUCCGUAUCCGGCUGGUUGACGGCCGGAUUGUUAAGGGAACAGCUGGUGUCACCACACCGCUCUAUGUUGCUCGGAGUGUGAGAUUGAAAGGAGCCCUGGUGAGUAAGGUGAAUGGGGAACUCUGGGAGCUUGGACGACCCCUAGAGGCAGACUGUGAACUACAACUUCUGGGGUUUGAUACAACUGAGGGAAAGCAGGCAGCCUGGAGAACAGGGGCAUGCAUCCUCGGUGGAGUCCUGGAGGGCAUGUUUGGUGCUGAGGUGUGCAGAGAAGGAACAUCAGAGUUCGGGCUUUUCUGUGAUUACCUGUUGGACAACAGUUCUUUGUCUCUGAGUGAUGUGGAGGCGAGGUGUAAGGAGGCGGCAGCACUCAAACUUCCUCUCUCUAGACUGGAGCUGAGCAUAGAAGAGGUCCAAGAGCUAUUCCAGAGCAGUAAGCUGAGGCCGCAGUUUGCUGAAGAGCAGAUGAAUGGCGCCACUGUCACAGUAUACAGGUGUGGAGACACUAUAGGUGUCUGCAAUGGCCCCCUCCUCCCACACACAGGCCUCCUCACAGUCUUCAAGAUGCUGCAGCUGUCCUCUGUGACCCUGGCCAAUCAGACAGAGUCCUCGGGUUUGACACGACUGUUAGGUGUGGCCUUUCCAGGUGCGAAAGAGAAGGAGGAGUGGGAGAGGGAGCAGGAGGAAGCGAGAAGGCGGGACCACAGACGUAUCGGGACGGACCAGGAGCUGUUCUUCUUCAAUGAAGUCAGUCCAGGAAGUUGUUUCUUUCUGCCUAAAGGAGCCCACAUCUACAACACACUCACGGACUUCAUUAAGUGCGAAUACCGAAGGCGAGGCUUCACUGAGGUCGUGACCCCAACACUGUACAGCACUGCGUUAUGGGAGCGCUCGGGCCACUGGGAGCACUACAGCGAGAACAUGUUCACUGUGAAAUCAGAGGGCUCUCAGACCUACGCUCUCAAACCCAUGAACUGUCCUGCACACUGCCUGAUGUUUGAGCAGCGCGUUCGCUCGUGGAGAGAGCUCCCUCUGCGAUGGGCCGACUUUGGGGCGCUGCAUCGUAACGAGCUCUCCGGCGCUCUGGGAGGUCUCACUCGCGUUCGCAGGUUCUGCCAGGAUGACGCCCACAUAUUUUGCACACCUGAACAGCUGGAAGAAGAGAUUGUGACUUGUUUGGACUUUGUGAGGAGCGUCUAUCAAGUGUUUGGGUUUUCCUUUCACUGCCUGCUGUCUACACGACCUACACCGUGCCUGGGGGAGCCUGAACAGUGGGACACCGCUGAGCAGCAGUUAGAGAGGAGUCUGCAGCAGUUUGGUGAACGCUGGGAAUUAAACCCAGGAGACGGAGCCUUCUACGGACCAAAGAUUGACAUCCAGAUCAAAGAUGCUAUUGGCAGACAGCACCAGUGUGCCACGAUCCAGCUGGACUUCCAGCUGCCAAUCAGAUUUGACCUUCAGUACGUCGGACGAGACGGACAGUUGCACAGACCAGUAAUGAUCCACAGAGCAGUGCUGGGAUCGCUGGAGAGGAUGAUCGCCAUACUGGCUGAAAACUUUGGAGGGAAAUGGCCUCUGUGGCUGUCUCCGGCUCAGGUCGCAGUUAUUCCUGUGGGGGGCAACAAUGAGUCGUACGGCAGGCAGGUGGUCCAGCAGUUCCAUGAAGCUGGCUUUAUGGCAGAUCUGAAUGACGAUGAGGGAGCCACCUUAAAUAAGAAGAUCCGCUCUGCUCAGCUCGCCCAGUAUAACUACAUAUUUGUGGUGGGCGAUAAGGAGCGUGAGAGCGGAACAGUGAACGUGAGGAGCAGAGGGGGUAAACAGCUGGGCAGGAGGCCGACAGAGGAGGUGCUGAUGUCCCUCACAAAGCUACGGGACACCAGAAGCAACCUCGAUGAGUUUUGAUGAUGUCCUGGAAAUAAUGACUCACUGAUGAAAUGUUUGUUUUACAUGUUCAGCCUGUUACACUUUGGCUUUGUCUGAAGAAGCGGCUGGUCAAAGUUGGAAUAAAAGUCUAUAAAACACUGA
Oreochromis niloticus (Nile tilapia) is the source of this 2577-nucleotide messenger RNA. It is a transcript of the gene tars2, whose product is annotated as threonyl-tRNA synthetase 2, mitochondrial. Bases 370 to 2454 code for a protein of 694 amino acids. The transcript is spliced from 18 exons. Lineage: Eukaryota; Metazoa; Chordata; Actinopteri; Cichliformes; Cichlidae. Gene Ontology annotation, molecular function: ATP binding; threonine-tRNA ligase activity. Gene Ontology annotation, cellular component: cytoplasm; mitochondrion. The record is from RefSeq and is a predicted model, not a curated record. Gene Ontology annotation, biological process: threonyl-tRNA aminoacylation.